UGUCAAAACACAAGCAUAUGUGCCAGGGGUAGACCACCACAUGGAGAAGCGGAAUUCAAAGAGGAGGAGGCAAUCCAAAGGGUGAAGGUCACAGAAAAUAUAUCAUAUGGGGAAGCCAAGAAUAAAUAUAUCUUACGCAGAAGCGGCUGCCCAGCCAACAUCUAACAAUAUCGAGCGUUUGCUAGAAGAAGAAAUAUUACCAAAAAUCGUUCAAGCCUUACAAAAUAACCUUAUUGAUAUGUUCCCAAGCUUAGGAAGCUUUAAGAUGCCAAUGGCACCAUUACGACUUCCCAGAGAGCGUACGGGCUCUGUAUCAACCAAUGUCUCAGAAUCAAAAAACAGAGAUUUGAGUGAAACGACAUCAGAUGAGGAAGGUAGCAGUCAAAGCCCAGUGAAAAAGAAAAGAGGCAUGCCUAGAAGCCAGCCUAAUAAAUGUGAUAAACAGUUUUUUGUGAUAUUAUAUCUGUGGUAUUUUUAA
Molecule: messenger RNA, 478 nt
Organism: Acanthoscelides obtectus
Lineage: Eukaryota; Metazoa; Arthropoda; Insecta; Coleoptera; Chrysomelidae
Source: the annotation of a GenBank genome assembly